CAAAAUAAUCACAUUAUUAACUUUCAAUCCGACUGGUGAAGAUCACAAUGCGAACGUUUCUUAAUAUAUUUACUAUUUUGGGAUAUCUAAUGCCGACUCUUAGCCAUGUGACUUUCACAAAUCUAAAGUGCGGUACAAUGGACCGGAAUUAUCUUACAUUCGAAAAAUGCCACAUCAAAGCGGUGAAUCGUACACAUAAAUACAUCGACAUUCAUAUCAAUCUGCUUAAAAAACCGGUGGAAAAUAUCACAGUUACCGCGAAGUUCAUGCGGCACGAUCAUGGGUACAAACCAUUUUUCGUAGACCUUACCUUUAACGGUUGCCAGUUCCUCAAAAACCAACGGCAACCGAUUGUGAAACUGUUUUAUGAAAUAUACAAGAACAGUUCCAACAUUAAUCACACAUGCCCCUUCGAUCACGACAUAAUUUUGGAUCAUCUUUGGACUGGAAAUAUAGAAUCGGGUCUCUUGAAAUUUGUCCCUAUGGUCAAUGGCGAUUAUGCUAUUUUUUCCGAAUGGUCUACAUAUAAUAUUGCUCGGGCGUUUAUAAAUAUGUACAUCAGAAUAUCGGAUAGGCAAACAUUAUAAUCAUAUGCUUAUUGAAAUUAAUAUUAAAAUGUUCUCGAAUUUUGUAUUACACGUAUUUUUUAAAAAUACACAUACAAUUUACAUUUUAAAAA
Messenger RNA from Drosophila elegans, 679 nucleotides. RefSeq lists its product as uncharacterized. The record is from RefSeq and is a predicted model, not a curated record. NCBI's taxonomy places the organism in Eukaryota, Metazoa, Arthropoda, Insecta, Diptera, Drosophilidae. The coding region runs from base 48 to 587 and encodes 179 amino acids. The transcript has 4 exons.